Molecule: messenger RNA, 2106 nt
Organism: Brugia pahangi
Lineage: Eukaryota; Metazoa; Nematoda; Chromadorea; Rhabditida; Onchocercidae
Source: the annotation of a GenBank genome assembly
AUGGUACUUUGCAGGAAUGCUACUUAUGUUUAUACUACCGAAUAUCCACCGUAUUAUCAGUACCAACCGAUACAUUCACCAACACAACAAACUUACGUUAUUCAGCAGCAGGGUUCACCAGGAUCUGUAGAGGAGGAUGUUGGAGCUCAGUUGGGUCAUACAACACGUGCUUCACCUGCUACUAUCCAGUGGCUAAUAAAUAAUUAUGAACCAGCUGACGGUACCUCUCUUCCUCGUUGUACGCUUUACAGUCAUUAUAUUAAGCAUUGCAAUGAAAAUAAGCUCGAACCGGUAAAUGCAGCUUCAUUCGGCAAGCUUAUCCGGUCAGUAUUUCACGGUUUACGUACGCGCCGGCUUGGUACACGCGGUAACUCGAAGUAUCACUAUUACGGGAUUCGGAUUAAACCUGAUUCUCCGCUAAAUCGAGGUGCUAAUGGUGCGAUGGCAUUAGGUGAAGAUAAUCGGACAUCAUUAAUAUCCUCAGUGCAGUCUGUAAAUCAGAUACCACCAAGAAGCUCAUCUCGGCGUUCCGCUUUGGGGUCAAAUUCAGUAACUACUCGACGAACCAGUUCUAUUGCGAUGGAAACAGACACAAUGCUUAGCCAAGCUACAAAUUCCAGAUCUAGUCCACCUUCCACAUAUGAACACAGCAUAUCAUCGGAUCAUGGUACUUUCAGUUCAUAUCGAAAUCAGAAUGCUAAUUCUUCGAUGGGCGGAGAUAACUGCACAGAUAUGGACAGAGAAGUUCUUGGUGACGGUGAAGUGCCGCAUAUCGGAAUACCUGAUAUGCAAGGCUUGGAAACUUAUUUGCAACCGCUAGGGUUAACUUUACAACAUGCAGUGCGUUUUAUCGAAAGCUACACGACAAACUGUGCUGAAAUUUUGGAAUGCGUCAAACAGUUGCAUUUUGAUAUGGUAGAGGAGUGUUGGAUAACUUUUUGGCAGCCAGAAAAUGAUCAGGAAGAUGUGGACGAUGAAGAGUGCUCUAGUAAUGAUAAAACACCGAAGGGCCUCAGUCAAAUUCAACUAUUUCGUCUGUGUACAGUUCCUCAAAUGCAGGCAUUCGUCCAGAACAUGGAUUUUUCAUUUUAUCAAGUAGUUGUGGAAGUUUUGAUUCCGGAUGUAUUGAGCUCUAACGUGUCAGGAUCACUAACUUUACAAAUCCGUAAUUUUGCGAAAUCAUUGGAAAUGCAACUAAAGAAGGCAAUGCAAGGAGCUCCAGAUGUUAUUCAAAGGAAGAAACUUAUUGCUGUACGUACACUGGCGCAAACAUUAAGGCGAUAUACUUCCCUAAAUCAUCUAGCAUCUGCUGCACGUGGAGUCCUACAAAAACCGGAUCAAAUCCAUCAGAUGCUUCAUGAUUUUAAUCGAGUUGAUAUAGCCAGUGUUCAGGAUCAGGCUGGAUGGGUGUGCGAUUGUGAUCCAGUACUGGUAUCUAAUCUUCAGUCUGAUUUUCGAGAAAAUUUACAAAAACAAAAAAGUUUGGAGCAAUGGGCUGAGUGGAUGGAAGCUGUUGUUGAUCAGGUUCUAGCAAAAUACCAUGAUAAGGCCUAUGCUGUUUUGGCUGAUGUUUCGAAACAGUUUCUGAAGAAUUGGUCAUUUUAUAGCUCCAUGAUAAUACGAGAUCUCACACUUCGCUCUGCUCAGUCUUUUGGUUCUUUUCAUCUUAUCCGUCUACUUUUCGAUGAAUAUUUGCUGUAUUUGGUGGAAUUACGACUUGCCAAAGCUUCCAAUAAGCCAGUCAUUUACGUGAUGACACAGGUAAUGGAGAAUAUUGUAUUCAAUGAAACGAAUGCAAUAGGAGCAGGGGCAGUGGAAAUUAUUGCAUCACAACCGAUCUUAACGUCAAAUGGUAUUAGUCUGCUUCCAACUGGUAAUAAUAGUUCGCAUUUCUUCAGUUCACUGGAAACUCAUCCAGGUGUAAAUAUUGUCUAUAUGGAUGAAAGGUCUGGUCAAACUCAGACUAUACAUUAUGUUGGUGUGGGGUCGAAUACGCCACCACAUAUGGAUACUUUGGAACAAAUUGUUCAAAGUAGUGAAAUGACAUUAGAGGAUGUGAAGGAUGAUCUCGAUGAAGGGGAGAGGAAAGAUUUGAAUCUCAUAUAA